GCAGACUUGGAUGCGACGAAAACCCACUACAAAGUUUGCUCGGACCACUUUGAUUCAGGUCGACCAGCAGCUUUGUAUGAUGAAUUGAGCAUAGACUGGGCGCCAACCAUUAACUUGGGCCACAAGAAGCUAUGUCAAAGCACCCUUCUCAUCAGUCAGCAACGAUAUGAGCGAUCAAAACGACAUCAACCCCAGACCAAGGAACCCCAAGACCAAGCAACACUUCUAAACCAAAACAACAAAGACAUAAGUGUUCUGGAAGGUCGGGCAGCAGGAAACAGCUCAGAGCUUCAGCGGGCCAUGAAGACAGUGGAAAGAGCAACAAUCAAUGAACAGUACUUCAAAGAUGAUGAUAAAGUGAAGUUUUACACUGGACUUCCGACACAUACAGUUUUGAUGGCAGUCUUCAAUUUUGUACUACCUAAAAUUCCUGUGAGGAAAAUUCUGACACCAUUUCAGCAACUUGUACUGGUUCUGUUGAAACUUAAGUUAAACCUGAAGCACAAAGAUCUUGCUUUUCGUUUUCAAGUGAGCGAAGCUACAGUGUGCCGCAUAUUUUCUCUGAUGUUGGACAUUCUAUCUACCCAGCUGUCACCACUGAUAAUGUGGCCUUCCAGAGAGACCUUGUGGAAAACAAUGCCAAUGGAUUUCAGACAAGCCUUUGGCAAACAUGUUGCCGUGAUCAUUGAUUGCUUUGAAGUAUUCUGUGUCCGUCCAUCAAGUGUAGAGGCAAGAGCACAGACAUGGUCGAAUUACAAGCACCACAAUACAGUCAAAUUCUUGAUAGGUAUCACCCCUUCAGGCAUCAUAUCAUAUCUGUCUUCAGCAUGGGGAGGAAGGGGAUCAGACAAAGCCAUCACACUUCAGUCUGACUUCUUGUACAAACUGUUACCCGGUGACUACGUUUUAGCUGAUCGAGGAUUUAACAUUUCUGAUGAGGUCGGAUUCUACUGUGCACAGCUUCUGACGCCAGCCUUCUCAAAAGGCAAGCCCCAACUUUCAGUACUGGAUGUUGAGAGAUCACGGAAAAUUGCUCACCUUCGCAUACAUGUUGAACGUGUCAUCGGAGAACUGAGAGAGACUUACAGCAUUUUGUCUGAAAAAGUUCCAUGGGAAUCCUUAGUUACAUCUGAGAAAUAAAAGGUGCCUAAAGUUGAUAAAAUUGCGCAAGUAUGUUGUGCGCUCACCAACUGUCGCGAGUCGGUGGUUCCACUUAACUAGGGGGUUAGUGUACUGCUGCAUCUAAGGCUCAUAAUGUCACUGGCUUACUUCACAUUCAAAAACCAUGCAAAAGAGUGUACUUUUCAUGCUACUACCUGUUGAAUGCAAAUUCGUAAAAGUUUUGAGCUGUAAUUGCAAAUUUCCUGUGUUUAUGCUAAUGAAAAUUUGCAUAUUCACGAGCAAAUUUAUGAUGUCAUGUGGGCAACAGCAGCAGUAAUUACAUACACUGGUGAUAAAAAGUUGAACGAUUUUUAUUUUCCUAUGACUUUUCCUGUAUCUAUUGACCUGAUUAGAUUGGUACCUGCUUUGUAAUGAUUCGGUACAAGUUGUAGGGUGUCAAAACAACUUAGUAGACUCAAGCUGCACCUUGAAGUUUUAUGUGUUUUCUUUACUUUUUAGCUCUGGGUUCCCUUCAUGAAACAGCACAAACAAUGCCCUUGUAUUUCAUGAAAAAUUUAAAGAGUCAAAAGGAGUGCUUUCUUGUGACCCUGAAACUAACUAAAGCAUACUGGCAUGUAUGUACUGAGUUCUUUGGUUAGAAAUUGGUUUUCAAUUUAAUUGCACCCACCCUUUAAAAGAAAUAGAAUAAGAUCUGUUUGUUACAAAAUCAUCAGUUAAAACAACCAUUUCAUUUUGAUGGUUAAUUGCCAUAUUGUUAAAAUACAUCUCCUUAUAUUUUAAAGUUUGUAAACAGUAAAGGGUUUAAAACUUUCAAGGUUUUAAAGUUUGUUAACAGUAAAGGGUUCUGUGCACAUGCUGUUAUCUACAUGUACAUGUAACAUGUACCUCUGUAUAGAUUUAUUAACUUAUUGCAAUCUAAUAUACAUAAAUCUAUUUUACAAUGAAUGUGAAUAAAUUUGUAAAAUUUCUAUAGUACUUAGACAUGGAAAUCUAUAUAUGUACUCCACAAAACAACAAAUUUUAUUUGUGGUCAAUAAAUUCUAAGUUCACACACAUAUGGUUAAUUUUAAGUAUACAUUGCUGUUUUUUAUUUAAAAUGGAUGCAAUGCUCAUGAAAUGUCAAAGCAACUUUUCGAUGUGUUUAAUUUCUCAUCUAUGACCCACAGAAAAAAAUAAACCUGUCAGCUAAUACAGUCGAGUCUCGUUAAUACA
Patiria miniata (bat star) is the source of this 2334-nucleotide messenger RNA. RefSeq lists its product as uncharacterized. Bases 301 to 1140 code for a protein of 279 amino acids. The transcript has 3 exons. The record is from RefSeq and is a predicted model, not a curated record. NCBI's taxonomy places the organism in Eukaryota, Metazoa, Echinodermata, Asteroidea, Valvatida, Asterinidae.